Ixodes scapularis (black-legged tick) is the source of this 1704-nucleotide messenger RNA. Its product is annotated as snake venom 5'-nucleotidase-like. The transcript is spliced from 9 exons. Gene Ontology annotation, molecular function: 5'-nucleotidase activity; metal ion binding; nucleotide binding. Gene Ontology annotation, biological process: AMP catabolic process. The record is from RefSeq and is a predicted model, not a curated record. NCBI's taxonomy places the organism in Eukaryota, Metazoa, Arthropoda, Arachnida, Ixodida, Ixodidae. Bases 10 to 1704 code for a protein of 564 amino acids. Gene Ontology annotation, cellular component: plasma membrane.
ACACCUGCGAUGCUCGCCAUACCAAACAAAUGGCGGUUGUUCGCAAUCCUUCUGGCGUCCAAUGUGACCGUCUUGUUAGGCUUGGACAGCAAGGCGUUUACACUCACAAUUCUGCACACCAACGACGUCCACUCGCACAUUGAAGAGACCACCAAGUAUGGGGGAGUAUGCUCGGAAAAGGACAAGAACGACUCAAAAUGCGUCGGAGGAGUUGCAAGGAUCGUGACCAAGGUCAAAGAACUGAAGGCACAGCAUUCAGGUGCUUUAUUCAUGAACGGAGGAGAUUUUUACCAGGGGACGCCCUACUACACAAUUCUGAAACACAGAAUGGUUUCAACGAUAAUGACCGCAAUGAAGUAUGAUCAGGUGUGUCUAGGAAAUCACGAGUUCGACGAUGGACCCGAAGGACUGGCCCCCUUUCUAGACAGAAUGAACGCUGCGAAUAUAAGUGUUGUCGGCACCAAUACUGAUUUCAACAAAGAACCGGCUCUUAAGGAUAAGCCGAUCAAGAAAAGUGUUACAGUAACUGUGAACGGAAGAACAAUUGGAAUCGUUGGGGCUGUACUUCCCCAAACAAAAGAACUUUCAAAUCCAGGUAAUGUCGAAUUUUACGACGAAAUUACGAGCUUUCAAGCAGAAAUAAAAAAUCUCAAGAAUCAAGGCGUGGACAUCAUCGUGGGAAUUACUCACUGUGGAUAUCUACGAGACCUGAAAAUAAUGAAAGAAGUAGAUGGUCUCGACGUUAUUGUUGGCGGACACACGAAUACUUUUCUUUAUCACGGCACUGGUUAUCCCAAAGAAAAUACUCCUGAGGGUGACUAUCCAACAAUUGUGAAUAAAAACGACGGUUCUACAGGGCUCGUAGUUCAAGGCUACUGCUAUGGAAAAUACCUCGGAUUUUUACAGGUAAAGUUUGACGAGACUGGAAAGGUUAUUAAUGGUACCGGAAACCCUAUUCUUCUAAAUUCAUCAGUACCGGAAGAUCCCGAUAUGAUUAAAGUAAUUGCACCGUUCAAGGAAAACGUCACUAAAGUAAUGCAGCAACCAGUUGGUUACACCAAGGUGUUGCUCGAGCAACAGGAUAAUAUAUGCCGAAUCCGGGAGUGCAACCUCGGAAAUAUGAUGGCAGAUGCGUACUUCGCCUACUACGCGGAUAUGAACACGUCUUCACCCGAAUACUGGUCCGAAGUAAACGCGGCAGUAAUAAACGGGGGAACCAUUAGAGCUCCACUUGAGCAAGGAGAGAUAACAAUGGGCGCAAUACUCACGACUGCACCAUUUGGUCAAACUAUUAUCAAUGUCACGCUGAAUGGAACCACAUUACGAAAUAUGUUCGAACAUUCGGUUGCAAACUUCAGCUAUCUAAACAAGAAGGGAGAAUUUCUUCAAGUUUCUGGCAUCCGCGUUGAGUACAACUUGUCGCUGCCAUCAUCAUGCCGGGUCAUAUCCCUAAAAAUACUCUGUCGAAAAUGCAAGGUGCCUCUCUACGAAAACGUAGUUGACGAAGAAAUUUACACAAUCGUUACGACAGACUUUGUAGCCAGAGGUGGAGAUGGAUUUGCCAAAGCAAAAAACUACGGAGAAUCAGGUCCAGUUGAUUUUGAUAUCCUUGUAGAGUAUAUUCGUAAAAUGUCACCAAUCAAGACACCUGUCGAGGGACGAAUAAUCAUCCACGGGAACGUCACUGAAUCAGUCAUACAGUAA